Molecule: messenger RNA, 1488 nt
Organism: Aspergillus mulundensis
Lineage: Eukaryota; Fungi; Ascomycota; Eurotiomycetes; Eurotiales; Aspergillaceae
Exons: 3
Coding region: 1-1488 (495 amino acids)
Source: RefSeq, a predicted model, not a curated record
AUGUCUGUCUCGAGUGACAGUCGAAACGAUUCGCCGCAAACCUACGAGCCAACUUCCCCAAGGGAAUUCGUCAGUGGCAAUAACCGAAGAUCAAUGGCUUCGUCGCCGCAACCCCCACAUGUCGGCGUUCAGGACAAUCCUUCUGAAUCAUUGGCCGUACCCUUGAGAAGCCCUCGGUCGGCCCGAUUUGCGGAAGCGACUGCAAUCAACUCCCCUACUGCUGCCGAGCACAGCAGGUCACCAUUUGCAGACCCUCCGAAUCACUCCCAGAACCGGCCCGAUGUCUCCGACGUGGGUUUCGGAUACGUGAAUGCACAAGAUCCCACACAGCAUGUACCUCAUCAUGCCGCACCGGCCUCGCCACUGAAGAGCGCAUUAAGAGUACCAGGGACGCCUGCUCGCACUCUGAACCCUCUUAGUCCGACUUUCCGGGAAGAAUUUAAUGUGGAGAAGCAGGAGAAGCAAGCAGAGAAAGCGAAUGCAAAAGACUUGGCUAUCAAAGUACGUGUUAGAGUGGCCAAGAUAUUCCUUCGUUUUGUCAGCUUCGGUUGCAGUAUCAUUGUCCUCGCAAUCCUGGCUACAACUCUGACCAUCUUUCACGCGACCAAGAACCUGCCUUCAAGGAGCGGCACCACACCCUGGGCUGUUGGUACAAACCCAUGGCCUCAGUAUCUGGUUCUAGCAACUGCAUGUUUAUCCUUGGUCGCCUGUCUGGGCGUUUUCUGGACAUGGAAAAAGCGCGGCUAUAAACGUGCGGAGAAGGUUGCAGUCUACUACUCCAUAUUCUCGGUGGGCUUCUUUGGGUUCACCCUCGUUCUAUGGGUUGUGGUGGCCGCAAUAUACCAGAACUCUAAGUCCAACGGAAACAACCAAGAUUUGUGGGGCUGGUCAUGCGUGACAGGCAAUCUCCGGUCAACAGCAUAUGCGAAUGAUAUUGACUACCCUCUCUUAUGCCGUCUCCAGGACUGGGGACUAGUAUGCGCCGUCAUUGAAAUCGUCGUCGAAGUCUUGGUCAUUCUCAUCUACGCCGUUGUCUUCUACCGAUUCUGGUCCAAGCGAAAGCUCGCAAAGUCCAUGGAUCGCCGAGAUAAGGCACGCUCAGACUUGUAUCUAGCUCAACUACGACUCCAAUCGGCGCCUAACACCCCGGGCUACCCCUUGAGUCCCAAGUCGCCAUGGGUCUCAACAACGAUGCAGGACCCCUACUCCUCAGCAGAGAAGGGCGAGGCAACACCCACCCAGUUUGCUACCCCUGUUUCGCCAACGAGAACCCAACCGACCUUUCAACUCCAGCCGCCGCCCGUCCGCGUGCAGCAUGCAACCCCAAAGACAGAACAGCAGGAGUUCUCCGCACCUGCUCCCACCCCAUCUCCUCCCCAGGAACACAUGGGUGCUGCGCCAGGAGAGCGAACAUACGAAGCUGUGCCGAUCCCCGUCGCCUAUGCCAGUCCAAUGACACCGAGCUUUCCUCCAAGAGCCGGCCAGUAG